Closterium sp. NIES-65 is the source of this 351-nucleotide messenger RNA. Lineage: Eukaryota; Viridiplantae; Streptophyta; Zygnematophyceae; Desmidiales; Closteriaceae. The record is from the annotation of a GenBank genome assembly.
AUGACGGGGGGCUUCGCGCCGAUGGAGAUCGACGGGGAGAGCUCGCGCGCGGCGCCCGCGGGGAAGCGCGAGGUGUGGGCGUGGUACGGGUACGACGCGGCGGUGGCGGGAUUCUACUCCGCCGCGCUGCCCAUCUUCUUCCCCCUGCUCCUCGUCGCGCUCGCGUCGGAAUACGCGUGGCAGCACGCGGCGUCGCCGCAGCCGCCCGCGUGCAGCGCGGACGUGACGAGCGAUUGCCUGCAGUGCGUGCCGGGGAAGGGCACGCAGCUGCAGACCUCGGCGGGGUACACUGCGGUCCCCAUUCCCGGCAUCCUGGUGGCGGGCAGCGGCAACGUGAACCCGGUCCCGUGA